This is a messenger RNA of Thyridium curvatum, 1923 nucleotides long. RefSeq lists its product as uncharacterized. The transcript is spliced from 5 exons. Lineage: Eukaryota; Fungi; Ascomycota; Sordariomycetes; Thyridiales; Thyridiaceae. The record is from RefSeq and is a predicted model, not a curated record. The coding region runs from base 1 to 1923 and encodes 640 amino acids.
AUGGACGAGGCCGACAAGGAUCCGAAACUUACUCCCCUCGUCCGGAGAUACAGCCUUCAAGUCUCCCGUGAAAACCCAAACGACACGUUGAGCGAAGCGCUUGGCACAACAGUUCGCAGAGAGGACGAGAGUGCCCAGGCCAUGGCAGAGCAGAUUCAUGAGUGGAGAGAUUGGCUCGUGCUGACCGAUUCACCGAGGGAUGAGGUACUUGUGCCCCUCGAAAGAAAACGCCAGGAGGUAGUAAGCCUGUGGGCGAAAUUUGGCCAUCUAUUUCCUGAUGAAUCAAUCUCUGCGGAAUCUCCGAGGCAUGUGCCUCAGAUCAGCCUACUGCUGCAGUCCGUCCAGCAAGCCGAGGCAGGGUGGUCUGCGGCGGAAGAUAAGAAGCGUUUUAAGAGGCGAUUCAAUAACUUCAUCAAACAUAUGGAUGAUCACUCCUACCUCUUCGAAGUUAUCCCUAGCGGAGAUAAAUACGUGAGCCUCAUCACAGGGGUAGUUUCCUCCGUCGUGAAGGCAUCCAUCAGUUAUCAAAAGAUUGCCGAAUGCUUUUCUCUUGCUUUGUCGGAGAUUAGCUCGGAUCUCAGGUCUGUGCGGAGAGAGCUGCCGCUCGCAGACACCGCAAGGACGAAACAACUGGUGGUUGAGCUCUACGUCGCCGUUUUCAGCCUCCUCUGCGAAGUUAUGUCCUGGUUCAAGUCGAAGAGAAAAAGACUUAAGGCCUCCCUCAGCAAGAGCUACUACGACAGCACUGCAUCGAGACUUGUCGACAACAUACGGUCGACAAUAAGCAGCAUCACGAAAGAGGCCGACUAUGUCCAAAAGCAAAGCAUACAAGAAAUGAAAGCAGACAUCAAAGAUAUCAAGGAGGCUAUAUCGAACCGUCAUUGCAUAGAGCUCCGGGUUCUGGGCAACGAUUGCAGGGAUGACGGGGCUCUGACCACUGAACAAAAGCUUAUCUGCAUCUUCGAGGGCCUCGGAAAGGCAUCCACCCGAACUUUGGCAUCUAUUGAAGAGCACCAUAAUCACGAUGAUGCCAUACGUAUCUUGCAGACACUCACCGAGGGGAAAACGGCAUCUGAUCCUCAGCUGACUACGACUGAGGAUGUGUCCCCAGAAAGCUCACACCUUUCAAUCGAAGAGGAAGAUAUAGCAUCCGGUGGUGUCUCAAUCAAAGACGAGCAAAGCACACGUCACGAUUUUGAAUUAUGCACCCAGGCCAUUGUUCCUUUCAUAGAAGAUGGCCGCGUAGAUAUCUCCAACGACUUUAGGGGCUUCUCGGCCCUUCUUCCAGAGGAAGCAAUUGUGGAGCUACGAGUCUGGAUCGCCAAUACACAGUCGAAGAUGGUCUGGUUGGAGGGCGCACCGGACACGGAAUAUGGCUGCACCUUGACUGUCGCAGCCCUGCAUCUCUGUGAGCUCACUAAGGGCCAGGGGCUCCCUUGUAUCUCGUAUUUUGGUAAGCGUCGCUACGCCACUGCUGCAGCAACAGGUCUAUCACACCCUGCGGCGGGCAUAAUCAGCUUUCUCUACAGCGUCAUCACGCAACUCACAUUCCUCCUCCCCCCGAGGUUCCCGGCAUCGGAGCUGCUAGACACGGACCAAUAUCAGCUUCUUGAUGGGACGUUGAACAGCAUUCCGACGGCAAUGAGUUUGAUAAACGGCCUACUUAAAUAUGCACCCCCAUCCUUGGUUUGGGUGCUGGAUGGCCUGGACUUCAUUGAGGACAAGAAUACUGUCUCCCCAUUGAAGGAGUUUGUUAAUAUUCUUCGGGAGCGAGAGAUCAGAACCAUGUCCAAAGUCUGCUUCACAACUGAGGGAAACAGCCUGGUACUGAUGAGGGCUUUGAGCCCUCGGCAGAGGGUCGAUGUGACAAGGAUGGCCCAGGGGCGCCCAUCACGUUUGAGACAUGGAUUCGAUGCCCUCUGA